AUGAUAGCCGCCCAGGCCAAGCUGGUGUACCACCUCAACAAAUACUACCAGGAGAAAUGCCAAUCUCGGAAGGCGGCCAUCUCCAAGACCAUCCGGGAGGUGUGCAAGGUGGUGUCGGACGUCUUGAAGGAGGUGGAGGUGCAGGAGCCCCGCUUCAUCAGCUCUCUCAAUGAGAUGGACAACCGCUUCGAGGGGCUAGAGGUCAUCUCCCCCACGGAGUUCGAGGUGGUGCUCUACCUCAACCAGAUGGGGGUGUUUAACUUCGUGGAUGAUGGGUCUCUGCCGGGCUGCGCCGUGCUCAAGCUGAGCGACGGCCGCAAGAGGAGCAUGUCUCUCUGGGUAGAAUUCAUCACCGCCUCCGGCUACCUCUCUGCGCGCAAGAUCCGCUCCAGAUUUCAGACCCUAGUGGCGCAGGCCGUGGAUAAAUGCAGCUAUAGAGAUGUUGUCAAAAUGGUGUCUGACACCAGCGAGGUGAAGUUACGCAUCAGAGACAGAUACAUCGUUCAGAUCACCCCGGCUUUCAAAUGUACCGGGAUCUGGCCCCGCAGCGCAGCGCACUGGCCCCUACCGCACAUCCCCUGGCCAGGGCCCAACAGGGUAGCCGAGGUAAAGGCCGAGGGAUUCAACCUUCUCUCUAAAGAGUGCUACUCGUUGAACGGAAAACAAAGUUCGGCAGAGAGCGACGCCUGGGUCCUGCAGUUCGGCGAGGCCGAGAACCGCCUACUCCUGGGAGGCUGCAGGAAGAAAUGUCUGUCGGUCCUUAAGACGUUACGGGACCGGCACCUUGAGCUGCCUGGGACACCCCUCAACAACUACCACAUGAAGACUCUGGUUUCUUAUGAGUGUGAAAAACAUCCACGGGAGUCUGACUGGGACGAGAACAACCUCGGGGACCGUUUGAACGGGAUUCUAUUGCAGCUUAUUUCGUGUUUGCAGUGCAGGAGGUGUCCCCAUUACUUCCUGCCUAAUCUAGACCUGUUCCAGGGGAAACCUCAUUCUGCUCUAGAAAAUGCAGCCAAACAGACCUGGCGACUGGCGAGAGAGAUUCUGACCAACCCCAAAAGCUUGGAGAAACUCUGA
Coregonus sp. 'balchen' is the source of this 1080-nucleotide messenger RNA. The record is from the annotation of a GenBank genome assembly. NCBI's taxonomy places the organism in Eukaryota, Metazoa, Chordata, Actinopteri, Salmoniformes, Salmonidae.